AACCAAAACACCCGGAAAUUCUCAUGUAAAAACCAGGCUUUUGGAACAGCGCCUUUGAAGCAGGGUAGAGCGAAUGCCGUCUCUAACUGGAUGUCUAUGUGAAAGAACUGUGUUUGAGGUGGGGAGAUGCCGGUGUUAAAGACGUACUGAUUCGUAAAUUUAGAAAGUUGUUUAUCCCUAACUCAGUAGUUUUUUUUUUUGUUUGUUUUUGUUUUUGUUUUUGAAGCUUCUAUUAAUCGACAAGUGAAACGGGAACAAAACUGUUAGCUCCGGUAGAAUGUUUGAAGUUGUUCACUCACUCCACGGUUAGUGGACCUGUAAUAAGUGGUGACAAAAAAAGUUAAUGGGUCUCUGCAGAAGGAAAAUGUGAAGAAGAAAAGCAUGGAAGUUAAGAUGUUAAAAUUCAUGCAAGAGGAUUUACGAAGAAAAUCAAACUGCCUAGGUUGAAUCCUAGCUUCGUGAGGCUAAGUACCUCGGUUUUCAUUCUGUAAAUAAGGCCGCCUAGAGGUAGUUUAAGGAUUAAAAGAGUGAAUAUAUGUAAAAUAGGAAAAGUAGAAAAGCGCUAUUUUAAUGUUCUUCUUGUUAUAAGAAUACAGCGUUACUUCCGUACGAAUUGUGGCUGAAGAAGUAGGUUUCCUUUCAUUACAAGUAGAUUCAAAACCUGAUUGUAAUAAAGACUUUUAAAAAGCAUGCGUAACAUUCUAAAAUGCGGUGAGCUGAAACAAUAUAAUAUUGAAGAACUGCCAAGAAAGAACUAUUGUGUUUCAAACCAUCAAAAGAGCCAGAUUUUGUGUUUGUAUGUUGCUCGUUGGGUUAUUUUUGGUGGAUGUUGCCAGGAGAGGCAGAGAGAGUGCUCUGUGUGGAUCUGCAAAAUGUUUCAGGCUGCAUGUACCAAGUAGUUCAGACGGUUGGCUCGGAUGGAAAAAAUCUUCUGCAAUUACUUCCAAUUCCUAAUUUCUCUGGAAAUCUUAUACCACUAGUUCAAUCUUCAGUUAUGUCUGAUGCUUUGAAAGGGAAUACAGGAAGCCCAGUUCAAGUUACUUUUCAGACUCAGAUUUCCAGCUCUUCCACAAGUGCAUCAUCAGCUCAAUUGCCCAUUUUUCAGCCAGCCAGUUCUUCAAACUAUUUAUUUACAAGAACAGUAGAUACAGCAGAAAAAGUUAGAGUUACUACUGUGGGAUCUGAGACUUUUACCUCAUCAGUUUCUAAAGUUCAGAGUCAUGGUGUGAAAAUUGAUGGACUCGCCAUGCAAACAUUGGCUGUUUCUUCCUCCUCAACACAAAAUGAUUCAUCUUAUAUUUUAGUAAAUACUCAGAGCCUCCCAAUGACUGUGAAACCUCCAGUUUUGCCUUCUGGGCAUCAUUUACAGAUUCCAGCCCAUGCUGAAGUGAAAUCUGUACCAGCGACGUCAUUGCCUCCUUCAGUUCAGCAAAAGAUACUUGCAGCCACCACCACAAGCACCUCAGGAACAAUUGAGGCCUCCCAGAUACCAUCUGUUAUUUACGUAUCUCCUGUAAAAACAGUGAAAAAUGUAGUUACCAAGAACUUACAACACAUUUACCCAAAACCUGCUACAGAAGUAGCAAAACCAGUGAUGCUAAAUGCCACACACCUUCCAGUGAAGGUUGCAAGAGAGACCCAGUUAAAAGGUGGUCAGCACUCUCAAGCUGCUCCAGUGAAAUGGAUUUUUCAAGACAAUCUACAGCCUUGUACUCCAUCUCUUGUUCCUGUUAAGUCUUCAAAUAAUGUGGCUUCACAGAUUUUAAAAAGUUUUGUAGAAAAGAAAAGUUUGGGAGAUAAUACUAUAAAUAUGCCACCAUUGAGUACCAUCAGUCCUAGUGGGGCACAAUCUAAAAGUAUGCCUAUUAAAGAUAAUGCUUUGGUUAUGUGUAAUGGGAAAAUCUAUCUGUUGGCUAAAAAGGGGACAGAUGUUUUGCCGUCACAAAUUGAUCAACAGAAUUCUGUUUCUCCUGAUACUCCACCAAGAAAAGAUGUAUCACAGAUAGUGAGUUCAAGUCCAGUCACAGAAAUAUCCAGAGAGGUUGUCAAUUUUGUUUUGGCUAAAAAUAAAUCUUCCCAGAUGGAGACAAAAUCACUUUCAAACACCCAGCUUGCUUCCAUGGCCACGCUAAGGGCAGAGAAGAAUAAAAAAGUGGAGACACCAUCUCUUUCUAUCCUAAACCCAAAUAAUCUGAACCCAUCCAUUAACUACUUAAAACAGAGUAAGACUUUAUUCAUAAAGGCAGACUUUCCACAUGGACUUAGUACAGGACAAAAUGCCCCCCAAAAAGAAAAUAUCAUCCAGAGCAUAGAGAAAAUAAGUUCCUCUGUUGAUGCAACAAGUAUUACUUCACAACAGUGUGUUUUCAGAGACCAAGAACCAAAGAUCCAGAGUGAGAUGGCAUCAACAUUAGGAAAAGUUACUCAAGAAAGAAAUGACAAGAAAAAUUCUCAAGGAGGAAGCAAUAAGGCAUAUCUGAAGACUGAUGCUGAAUUUAAAAAGCUAUUUGGUCUCACUAAAGAUUUGAGAAUAUGCCUUACUCGGAUUCCUGACCGUUUGCAUGCUGGAGAAGGUUUUGAUUCCUUUAGGAGUUUGGUGAAGAGUGACAGAGAGACAAAGUUUAUAGUGAAGGAGGAAGAGAGAAAACAGGAUUUUGAUAAGAAAAGAAAAGCAAAAACCAUUAAGAAGAUGGAUCACACAAAGAAGAGAAAAACCGAGAAUGCUUAUAACACAGCUUUAAAUGGAGGAACUAAUGUCACCAGUUCCCAACUCAUUAGCUGUAUUUUACCAACUUCAGAUGUAUCACACCAUAACGUCGUUACAACCUGCAGCAAAACCAGAGAAGACAGGAGAACUGAGGUGGAACACUGUACCCGUGAGAACCAGGAGAAAGCUGCAUUGAGUUCAAAUGCAGAUUUUGGACAAAGUCAUUCCUUUACUAAAAAUUAUACUGAAGAUAUUUUUCCCAUGACACCACCAGAGUUAGAGGAAACCAUUCGGGAUGAAAAAAUACGAAGACUUAAGCAGAUGCUGAGAGAGAAAGAAGCAGCCCUUGAAGAAAUGCGCAAGAAGAUGCACCAAAAAUAAUAAAAUGUUGCUAUACGUAAAGACUUCAGUGAAUUAGCUUCGUUUUUACCAUAUGUUUUUGCAUUAAGUUAACUAACUAUAGAUGCAUUCUGAAAGUGUCUUUGAAUAUGAAGUUUGUUUUUUCAUCAGUUGAUUAUAAAAUUUUGUUUAAGGAAUGCAGAAAAGGUUGAUUCACAUAUAACUUCAAUAAUCUGCAUGGGAUAUCUAAAGCUUUUUUUGGAAGGAAAAAUUGUCUUAAUUUUUUGUUUGUUUUAUUUUUAACUAGAAUUCCCCAAGUUUGAAUAUUCGUGCAGGAUUUUUGUUAUUGUUUGUAUCUUUAGCUAAAUUGCUCAGGUAUACUCUUAAAAUUAUACAACCCAGGAGAAGAAAUCAGCUCCAAACUUAGCUUUGCCACUGGGAUUGUAUAUGUACUCACUUAGUCCCUUUAUCCAUGAAGUGUUGAUACCUUCUGCUCAUCAUUGUAAUUCUUUUUUAAUUUCAUGGAAAAGAUGUAUUAUAGCAGCAUUAUUUAAAAAUUUAAACAUUUCUUAAGACUGAGGGACACUUGUUUUGUAACUUUUACAAAAUAGCUUUAUAUAACCCAAAAUGAAUUUUAGAAUUCAGGCUAUAUAAUGUAUUGUUUACUUAACGUGAUAUGUUAUUUCUAGGCAAAUGCUUCUUUUUUGAAAUAUGUAAGUUGGACUGUGUAAAAAGUAAAUAUGAACAAUGACCACAUUUAAUACUUUUUAAAGA
Miniopterus natalensis is the source of this 3820-nucleotide messenger RNA. RefSeq names its product ligand dependent nuclear receptor interacting factor 1 (gene LRIF1). Gene Ontology annotation, molecular function: nuclear retinoic acid receptor binding. The record is from RefSeq and is a predicted model, not a curated record. Gene Ontology annotation, biological process: regulation of DNA-templated transcription. NCBI's taxonomy places the organism in Eukaryota, Metazoa, Chordata, Mammalia, Chiroptera, Miniopteridae.